GAAAGGUCUUUCCCGUUCUAGACAACAUGGCUCGCGGUCCUAAGAAGCAUUUGAAGCGCGUCUUCGCCCCCAAGCACUGGCUGCUCGACAAGCUCGCCGGCGUGUGGGCCCCCAGACCCUCUACUGGUCCUCACAAGCUGCGUGAGUGCAUGCCUCUCAUCGUGCUCCUUCGCAACCGUCUGAAGUACGCCCUUACUUACAACGAGGUCAAGAUGAUCGUCAUGCAGAGGCUCAUCAAGGUUGACGGCAAGGUUCGCACUGACAUGUCCUACCCCGCUGGUUUCAUGGAUGUUAUCACCAUCGAAAAGACCAAGGAGAACUUCAGAUUGUUGUUCGAUACCAAGGGUCGUUUCGCCAUCCAUAAGAUUCAUCCCGACGAGGCCGCCUAUAAGCUCUGCAGGGUUAAGAAGGUCUACAUGGGCUCCAAGGGUGUCCCGUACGCCAACACUCACGAUGGUCGUACCAUUCGUUACCCCGAUCCCGAGAUCAAGGAGAACGACUCGGUUCGUAUUGACAUCCAGACCGGCAAGGUUCUCGACUUCCUCAAGUUCGAGAUCGGCGCCACCGUCAUGAUGACCGGUGGUAAUAACAUUGGUCGUGUUGGUGUUAUCACCCACCGUGAGCGUCACCCCGGCAACUUCGAGAUCAUUCACGUCCGUGAUGCCGCUGGUAACAACUUCGCCACCCGUCUCUCCAACGUCUUCGUCAUUGGUCAUGAGGGCAAGCCUUGGGUGUCCCUUCCUAAGGGUGAUGGUGUCCAGCUCUCCACUGUUGAAGACCGUCACUUGCGCAUGAAGAAGAACCGUAUUGCCGGCCAGCAGACUAGGAAGUAAACAUCGCGAAGUCAUUGUUACUCGUUUAGCGGGAAAACAGCUUUCGAGACUC
This is a messenger RNA of Perkinsus marinus ATCC 50983, 885 nucleotides long. Its product is annotated as 40S ribosomal protein S4, X isoform, putative. Bases 27 to 833 code for a protein of 268 amino acids. Gene Ontology annotation, cellular component: ribosome; cytosolic small ribosomal subunit. The record is from RefSeq and is a predicted model, not a curated record. The transcript has 4 exons. Gene Ontology annotation, molecular function: RNA binding; structural constituent of ribosome. Gene Ontology annotation, biological process: translation. NCBI's taxonomy places the organism in Eukaryota, Perkinsozoa, Perkinsida, Perkinsidae.